ACAAAGCAAAUUGACAUCGAUUUUCAAUGUCAAGUGACAUUGAUUUUCAAUUUUUGUCAUCGGUUCUCAAACUUGGUGUUCACAAAGAAAAUCGAUGUCAAAUGACAUCCAAAAUCGAUUUUCAAUUUGCAAUCAAUGACACUGAAAUUGACAUUGAUAUUGGGCAUUGUCAAAUUGAAAAUUGAUGACAAUCACCAUGGUAAGAAAACAAUAUGGCCGACAUUGAAAGACGUCUUCGUCGCGCUCGAUACUUAAAUGAAUUGUUUCCAAUGGAUAGGAGAGUUUUCCGUGAUCGAACGAACCCAUUGGAAACUUUGUCCCCGAUGGAAAUUCGUGAACGGGACCGGUUUUUCCCGGAAACUAUUCUGUUUCUUGUCAACAUGCUGAAUUUGGAGAGGGCUACUGAACGUUCUUGUCCUCUUCCGCCGCUCAUUUCAACUUUAGCGGCAUUGCAUUUCCUUGCAACUGGCACACACCACAUUGUGACGGCAGGGCUUCAUGGAAUCUCAAGGUCCAGUGUAUCUAGAGCGGUCAAGCAAUUUACGGACAGCGUGUGUCUACAUCUUAAUGACUUCGUUUUCUUCCCAAAUAUCGAAAAUGUGCAACGGACGGUGCAAAAACAGUUCUACAACAUCGCUGGUUUCCCCCAAGUGGUUGGUGUUGUUGAUGGGACACAUAUCCGUAUUCAAGCGCCUAGCGCCAACGAAGACGAUUAUGUGAACAGAAAGGGAUUUCACUCCCUUAAUGUACAGAUGAUUUGUGAUGCCACUUUUCGGUUUGUUGACGUAGUCGCAAAGUGGCCUGGGAGCGUUCACGAUUCAAGGAUCUUUCGUGAAAGCGCCAUACGUCAGCGUUUUGAAAGAGGUGAAAUCGACGGUCUUCUGCUUGGUGACUCUGGCUAUGGAUGCAAGAGGUAUCUUAUGACACCAUAUCAAAACACCGACAGUCCUUGUAAGGAACGGUUUAACAUAUCCUUAUGUCGAACAAGAGUGGUGAUCGAGCAAGCUUUUGGCGUUCUCAAGCGUAGGUUUCCAUGUCUACAUUAUGGACUUAGAGUAAAACCUGACAGAGCAGCCAAAAUAACAGUCGCGUGUGUCAUUCUUCAUAACAUUGGAUUAGAGAGGCAAGACAUGUUUUCACGAACAUGUGAGGAUGACACGGAUCAGCCACAUGUUCUUUAUGAAGGAGAUGGGUCUGGAAACAGUUACAGAGACCACAUCGCAGAAUCUUUCUUUUAAGAACAUAUAGUUAUAUAAUAACAAGGGCUGUAUGCAAAACAUUCACAGUCAUUUUGAAGAUAACUGAACAAAGGUUCAUUCACAUAAUGAUAAACUAACAAAGUAUUAUAUCAAUAGCAAAAAGAUAAAAGAAGGAUCACCGAGGCUGCAGAUCAAGAAAGACAAGUUAGAACAAAAGAAUAGGCAUAUCAACAGUAUUAUUCAUUUAAACAGGUAUAUUGGAAACUAGAAAUGUGUCUUAAAUGCUAAAGACAAAUGCAUUUUAAAUAUUUCACCGGACACAAAUAUAUCUUGAGUCAAACAUGUUUCAAGGGGCAUAUUGACUGCUAACAACAAGUCAAAUGGAUAUUAUUUGCAGCAAAAGCUACAAAGGACUGAUUCAUGCAUGCUAUGUGAAUAACAUAUAUAAAUAAUGUAUGACAUUAAAAUAUGAAUAAGUGUAACACCAGCUGCCCAUCAGUAUAGCACUUUCAUCAUUUACCAAACUUGGUCCUUUAUUUAUGGUAAGUAGUGUUUCACUUAUUCAUAUUUGAGUGUCACAAAUUAUUUAUACAUUUAAUUAAUAAAACAUGCAUAAAUCAGUCCUAUGUAGCUGUUUCUGCAAAUAAUAGCUAUUUAACUUGUCUAUUAGCAGUCGAUAUGCCCCUAGGAACAUGUUAAGUUUAAGAUUCAAACAAAAGAAGGCCUUGAUCCAUUGCAGACUUUAUAUUUGAGUUUAACAACUCUUUUUUUAAAGUAAAAAGUUGUCUCUCUUGCUCUGCAGCCUCUGUGAUCACCUUAAUUCUAAGAUCAUGUAGCUGUUUUUCCUGCUGUUGCCUCUGCAACAGCAGGUCCAACUCAGCCUGUGCACGUCUUGUUUCCAGCUCAAGUAGCUCUUCUUCAUAGCAUCUGUUUCUCUUUCUCUUUUUCAACGAUUCUGGAAGUUAAUUAUACAUUGACAAAUUCAAAUUGUACUUAAGAAAUUAAAUACUUUCUUCAUUUUAUCCAUGUUUACAUGCAUGUUUUUGUAACUGAUUUAUGCCAGUUAUGAUUUGAACAAUUUAUAUGCACAAAAGAAACUUCAUACAUCAGUGAAGUUAAAAAUGA
Dreissena polymorpha is the source of this 2324-nucleotide messenger RNA. Its product is annotated as putative nuclease HARBI1. The coding region runs from base 213 to 1238 and encodes 341 amino acids. The transcript is spliced from 5 exons. Lineage: Eukaryota; Metazoa; Mollusca; Bivalvia; Myida; Dreissenidae. The record is from RefSeq and is a predicted model, not a curated record.